AUGAGCACGAGUCACAGUACAGUGUUUGCAAAAAGGCACAAGAGUCAUCCACCAUCCUGUGGUUUGAAGGUCUCUCUGGACAAAUCCAACAGGAACCUGUUUGCCUUGAUGCAUCUGUCAGCCUCCAUUAUGCAGCACUUCCUUUUCCUCAUGGCGGCGGUCAGCCUGAUGCCAGCAGCUGAGUCUGAACAGAUAAAUGGGUCCUGCCCCAUCAACUACUACGGAAAGAAUUACACCCAAUUCAACGUGACUUUUGCCAACAACGUUUCUACAAUGUGCUUUGGCACAGUGGAGGGAUCUGACUGCAUGAUCUUAACAUCUGCAACCAAUGUAACCGGUGUUUUUGUGACUACUACAUUUACCGACACGGCGUCUAUCGCAGCGCUGCCAGAUCUUGUUGGGACAUCACCAUGCUUUGUUGCCGUAACCUUUGGUUGGUUUGAUAUCACCUUCACAUUCCACACAUUCAUAAAGCAAGGAGUGGUUUUAAUUAGUCAAUUUGAUGGGAACCUGACGACCGUGGUAGAGGGACUGCCGGUGGACACCUGGCAGUUGAACAACACUGCCAGAGCCGAAUAUCUGAGCGGCUGCAGAUCCAUGAGUGAACUAUUUCUACCGAACACAACAACUUUCCAAGUCGGUGUAGGACUGGUGAAUUGCAACUCGACGGCUUUCCUCACGAUUUCUGAGAUAAGGGAUGACAGCGUGUGCACCGUAACCGGCUCCACCGUCAUCGAUUUCUCUGGAAAUUCCACGCUAGUGGACGACCGCUGUGCUUACACGUUGUACUCCAACUCAAGCAUCCAUGUGGUGGGCGUUUUCAAGGAACGCCGUCGUAAAGACGUUGUGUUUUUGGACCGCGUCGUUAUCGAACUGCUGGACUCGGACUCUGUUUUUCAAUUGGGACCAGGUGUGAAAGUUCUGGUGAACAACACUAAUGUGAACAUUAGCAGUGUGUCUGAAGAACAUGACGGGUUGGAGAUCCACCAGGACCAGACUGGAGUCACAGCCACCAUAUAUAAGACAGACUACAACAUCACUGUUUUCUUUAACGGAGACACUGCUCAAAUUCUCCUGAGACCUCCAUGGCUGUUGGCAGAAAAUCUGGACAGUCUCUGUGUCAACUCCAGUUCAACUAUAAGUGACGUGAAGUCAUCCGAUUUCAGCGACCAGGGCUGUGAGACGCAGUACAGCGAGCCAGCUGACGAGUCCAUCAACUGCACCACAGUGACUGAACACUGUCAGGUCCUCAAUGGCUCUGACUUCGCUGACUGUCACACCGUUGUCGACUCAGGGCCGUACAUCGCAGCCUGCAACCAAACGUUGUGUCAUUAUCCAGAUGUGGACGGCCUCAGGUGUGAAUUUCUGGAGGCGUACGCCCACGCCUGCAGCCUGAAACUGGACCACAUGUUGGACGACUGGAGAACGGAUGCCAAUUGCCCUGCCCCUGAGGCCUUCUGCAAUGACACACACUGUGUUGAUCACGAGUUCUGUGCUGACGGCAUCAACGGUCAAAUCAACUGCUUCUGUCGAGCCAUUUUUGCCUCCGACCACAGGUCCAACGACACCUUAGGCGAUCCGGCGGUCUGCAUAGACAACACUGCUUCAAUCACUCUGGUUGGUUGUCUCCUGGAGGAAAAAGGCUUCAGAUACACGGACUUGCACCUCAAUGACGACUCUUGUGGAGGUCACAGGGACAUGCACCACAUGGUGACCUUCAACUUCAGUGACAGCAACGCCUGUGGGACUGUGGUCACGGCCAACGACAGUGUGGUUGUGUACAAGAACACUGUCACUGGAUUGAACACCUCUGAAAUUGUUGCCAACUUUGACAAAUUCCAUGUGAACUUUUCCUGCUACCACAACCAGCCGGAUGUCCAGAGUAUUCGCUUUAGAUUCAAAGACAACUCUGUCUUCCAGCAAGUCGAAUCGGAAUCUUGGAAUUACACUCUUAAGAUGGCAGCCUAUAAGGAUGCUCUACGCACACAACCUGUGAUGUCAGAAACUGAUAUUCAGUUGAAUCAGAGGGUCUGGGUAGAGCUGAUGACGGAAGGUCUGGAUGACAACCUGGUCUUCUUGGUGACCAACUCCUGCUGGGCCACGAGCGGCUCAUCGCCUUACGGGGGACUGCGAUACGACCUGAUCUCUGACGGGUGA
Entelurus aequoreus (snake pipefish) is the source of this 2157-nucleotide messenger RNA. RefSeq names its product alpha-tectorin-like. Lineage: Eukaryota; Metazoa; Chordata; Actinopteri; Syngnathiformes; Syngnathidae. Bases 1 to 2157 code for a protein of 718 amino acids. The record is from RefSeq and is a predicted model, not a curated record. The transcript is spliced from 16 exons.